This is a messenger RNA of Alosa alosa (allis shad), 2745 nucleotides long. RefSeq lists its product as uncharacterized. The record is from RefSeq and is a predicted model, not a curated record. The transcript has 7 exons. Lineage: Eukaryota; Metazoa; Chordata; Actinopteri; Clupeiformes; Clupeidae. Bases 282 to 1271 code for a protein of 329 amino acids.
ACGUUUGGCAAGGUUGUUACAUCACGGUCAUGAUAAGAGCGCGUUAUCUUGACCGUCAGCGUGCGUAGACUGCGUUCAGUGUUUAUUUAUUAUUUCACUGAACAAGGAGUGGGUGUGUACAAAAUUAAUGGGCGAACCGAAUCGGUACGAACGCCAACAACGACAGUGACAUGUGAGAAUCGCUACACAACCUUAACUUUCCUGGUUAACCUCAGCCUCAAAAGACGCUAGUCUACAGGUCAAGUUACUUUUACACAAUCUGAAGUUCCGCAUGCUACAUUAUGCAGAACUUUACCAGAGCAGUAAGGACCUUUGCUGUUAACCAUUCAACUGGAAUAGCAGUGGUUACACUCACAGGGCUGGGACUGUUUACUUUGCGCAGAUGGAUGGCAGGAGGGGUGUGCCGCAGCCCAGCCAGGCUGGAUGGGAAGACUGUCCUCAUCACAGGGGCCAACACAGGGAUUGGAAAAGAGACUGCAGUUGACCUCGCAAGCAGAGGGGCCCGUGUCAUCUUGGCAUGUAGGGACUUGGCCAAAGCCACGUUUGCUGCAGAAGAUAUCAAGGAGAGAAGUGGUAAUGGCGAUGUAGUGGUGAAAAAGUUAGAUCUUGCAUCAUUGCAGUCAGUUCGAGAUUUGGCCAAGGAUGUGCUUAAGACCGAAGACAGACUGGAUAUCCUCAUCAACAAUGCAGGUGUCAUGAGCUGUCCAAAAUGGCAGACACAGGACGGCUUUGAGAUGCAGUUUGGGGUCAACCACCUGGGCCACUUCCUUUUAACCAACUGCCUGUUAGACCUGCUGAAGAAAUCCACACCGAGUCGCAUCGUUAACGUCUCCAGUCUGGCGCAUGAAAGAGCUGAAAUGUACUUUGAUGACAUUAAUUUGGACAAAGACUACACUCCCCAGAAGGCAUACAAGCAAAGUAAACUGGCCAAUGUGUUGUUCUCUAGAGAGCUAUCCAAGAGACUACAAGGCACUGGGGUGACUGUGUACAGUCUGCAUCCGGGGAUCAUCCACACUGAGCUGGGCCGGCACUUCUGGCCCAAGCUGGCCCUGUGGAAGAGGAUCCUGUACCAGCCCUUUUUGCUACUCAUCAAGACUCCCAAAGAGGGAGCGCAGACUACCAUCUACUGUGCUGUGGAGGAAAGUCUGGCCAACGAGAGUGGGCUCUACUACAGUGACUGUGAGCGAAAACCUGUAGCACCCCAAGGACAGGAUGACGAGGCUGCCAGGCAACUCUGGGACAUGAGUGCCUCCAUGGUUGGACUUUCCUAAUGCGUGGAGCACGGCGACCCUUGGGGGUUGGUUUUUAACCUUUUUCACCCAGUCUGGUCUUUACAAUCAGUCUCUAGGUUGACUCACCCUUGGUCAAAAGUAUGGUGGACAAAAGUAUCCAGUAAUCAUCUUAAUUUGUGACAUAGCCAAGAAUAGAGUAGUAAUGUUACAGACAUUUAUUCAAAAUAUACAGGCUACUACAUACAAAAAUACUAUGUAUCAUAUGGUGUAAACAUGAGUCAAACAACCAGUUGAAUGUCUCACAGUUGAGUCGUGUGGAAGCCGUGUGAUAAUUUCACAUUUUCUCUGGGAUAUCAGUGUGUGAUUUACUAUCCUUCUAAGAUCAUGUCAGGUAGUUUCUAAGCAUAUUAAGUAUUCAAAUCACAAAUCACAUUACUUCUUUUUUUUUGGAAAGAACAAGCACAUCAUUUCUUGUUAAUUUUAUAACUUUCUUAUGCACUAGGAUAUACAGAACACAAUGUUGUUAGCUAUCUCCAUAUUUAGAUUUAGAAUGACCGUCAGUUAAUAAAUGCCAAAAACCCAAAGACUAUUUCAUCCUCUUUGAAAUAUGAACCAAUCAGGUAUUUUGAAUAUUUGUUAAUGUGAGACAUUAAAGUCCUAUAAUUUUUUUUUUUUUUUUAAUUAAGGCAUGCCUUUCAUAUUGAUGCUGUCUGUAUUUAAGAUCAAAUGGCUUCGCUGAACUUUGUCAGCAGAAUAUCUGCAUCCUGCUCAGUAUGACAAAUUCUUAGGCUGUGCGUUUAAAGACCAAUAUCAAAAUACAUUUGUGUUUUGGACUCUUACAGUAUGUACCAUGUAAGACAAAAGAUAUUUAUUCAAACUGUUUGAACAAGUUAGCCAGCUAACCUUCAAACCAUGUGCUUGAUAUGUUGAUGUAGAGUCAACAGCUAAAGCCGACAAUUCUGUUGGCAAAUUUAACACAAAUAUGCAGUAUGUGUUUAGGGACUUCUCUUCAUGAUACACAAGCUGUAUGCUUUUAAUUGCAAACUACAGUGAACCAUUUUAAACCUGUUAAAAACAAUAACAAAGACCUGAAGGCACUAAUUUACUAAUUUGCUACAAACAUUCAACCUUUUACUCAACACAAGAGCUCCAUCAAGGACGAGAAAAGGUGACAUAUCAGAUUCAAAACCCUGUAUGACCAGGCAAAACCUUAUUGGUGGUUUCUUAUUCAGGCUUCAUGAUUGCAAUAGCAUAGUGACUAUAACUAGCGAGUAGUUCAACACUAUCAGAUUUUUUUUUUGUCAGAGGUCAUUUAAUUUUGUUAGGAUUUGUACUUUCCUAUGUCAAUAUGCACAUUAAAAAAGACAAUGGUGACAUAUCCUGGCAAGAUCUUAUAACACUGGACAGCUAAUUAUUUUCACAUACUUAAUGACAACUUCAUUUGCUUCUUGGUCUCACCAGAAAAUCAUCUUGUAUAUAUCUAAUGUAUUAAUAAAUGGUGUUACAUAUUUGA